Molecule: messenger RNA, 2259 nt
Organism: Dendronephthya gigantea
Lineage: Eukaryota; Metazoa; Cnidaria; Anthozoa; Malacalcyonacea; Nephtheidae
Exons: 5
Coding region: 1-1764 (587 amino acids)
Biological process (GO): positive regulation of DNA-templated transcription
Cellular component (GO): chromatin; nucleoplasm
Molecular function (GO): ubiquitin-protein transferase activity; zinc ion binding
Source: RefSeq, a predicted model, not a curated record
AUGAUUUCAGAAACGUGGUUAUCCAAUGACGUACCAGAUGAAGCUGUGCACCUUCCUGGAUUACCACAAUUCAAUGUGCUUAGGAAUGAUAAAGAAUAUGGUAGAGGUGGCGGCGUAGCCUUUUUUAUAAAAGACUCUAUCCCAACAAAAGUUCGAUAUGAUCUUUCUAGCGUGGAUCAUGAAUGUUUAUGGAUCGUAAUUCGCCCUAAAUGGCUACCACGAACAAUGUCAAAGAUAGCAUUAGCAUGUGUAUAUCUUCCUCCAUCGUUAAACUCCGAUGAAAUUAACAAAUUCUAUGACUAUUUUUGUCAUUGCUAUGACACCCUAACUUCGGAAAGUCCAAAUAUAGCGAUAAUCGUCUCUGGGGACUUUAACCCAACAGGAAAUGGCUUUCAAGAAAGAAUAAUCAGGAAGCAAUGCCAAUUAAAACAACUAGUUAAAGAUCCUACACGAGAGAAUGCAACACUAGACCUUGUAUUUACCAACAUACAUCAAUCUUAUGAGAAGCCAACUGUUUUAGCCCCACUUGGUAAUCCCGAUCAUUGCAUGAUUGAGUUGAAGUCUAAAGACUAUAUCCCCAAAGUUAUUCGAUCUGUUCUGGAGUACGGUAUGCAGAUAUGGAGUGGUGGACUUACAAAGAUGCAAAGGGAUAAUAUAGAGAGAGUUCAAAGAAGGGCUCUUAACAUUAUUUCUCCGGAGCAUACUGGUUAUAAGGAUUAUAGCAGCAAAUUAAUUGUGAGUAAAUUGGAAACCCUGGAAGAACGUAGAAAUAAAGCAUGUGUAUUGUUGAUUAAAGAUUUGAUUGACCCGAAUCAUCAGCUUUACGAAUUGUUGCCAAAACAGAACGCUCCUGCAGCCAGCAGAUACAUAUCGUGUGAGAAAUAUCUGUGUGGAAAGUGUCUGGAAAUCCACAACAACUGGGCAGACUUUGAGGAUCAUGUCGUGUUGGCGUUGGAAGAAUUAGCGAAGCCAGAAAAUCGAGCGAGGGCAAAGGGCAAACCUCGUUGUGAGAAACACGACAAAAUACUCAAAUUCUACUGCGAAACAUGCAAAGUCCUUGUUUGUCGAUACUGCAUGGAUCUUAAUCACACUCGGCCUGAACAUACGUGGUUCCCUUUGAAAGACGUUGUUGUACAGCACAAGGAAGCGUUAAACGCAUCUUCCGGUAUAUUCGAGAAGCAAAAAAAUGAUGCAGCCGAGAGUAAUCGUAAGAUUGAAGAGGCAAUGGCGAUCCUGAAGAACAACGCAACAAAAGCAAGAGACACCAUUAAGCAGCAACAACAGAAUAUCCUGAAUGCGUUUACCAAGAAACUCGAGAAAGAAACGACAGCCUUGCUUGACCAAGUUGAGAUGAAAUACAGAGAAGCCAACGAACACCUGUUGAAACAACAAGCUAACGUAAAAGCUUAUUUCGAAAAGGCAAAAAGCUCGUUAGAUUUUACCAGCAAUAUUCUCUCCAGUGGAAGCGACGAGGUACUCCUUGCUCUCAAACACGAGAUUGAGGAAAAAGCUGGGAGCAUUGAGAAUGAACGACCAGAAAAUAUGGAGCCAAUCCACGACAACCUAUUUGAAUAUCAUCCAAAACCAACCAAAGACAUCAUGGAGAAUUUGAAGUUAAACAACUUAGGAAAAAUUGUCAACCCUGUGCAGCGGUCCUUAUCUGAGAGAUCAAUCAUCUUGGAGCAAUCAAUAUGCGAAGCAACUUGUAGAGUGGAUGGAAGAUACGAAGUUUGGUUGGCAACUUUGUUAUCGAGCUUCACGUGAUGGUUGGGAAGGAAGAGAUUUUCAUACAAAGUGUGACGAUGUUGGACCUACAUUGACCUUGGUGAAAUGUGGAACCAACAUCUUUGGAGGUUUUACUGAUCAAAGUUGGAAUUAUACAGAAUUUUUCGGAGAGUAUAAACGUUUCCACUCGUCAUUUCUGUUUUCCUUGAAAAAUAAAAAGAAUAUGCGGCCAUUUAAGUGUCCGAUCAAGGAUGGUGAAAAUGACAAAGCAAUCAGCUAUUCUCCAUUCUGUGGAGCAAUAUUUGGUAGUUGUUAUGAUCUGUACAUCAGCUCCAAUGCCAACACAAUCCCAUAUUCAUACAGCAACCUUGGUGACACAUAUCAAUCUCCUGCAGGAUAUGAACAUGGAGCACCAGAAACCAAAGCUCUGUUGGCGGGCAGCUACAAAUUCACCCCAUCAGAAAUUGAAGUUUUUCGUCAGAAUUUGAAGACUUUAAGCCAUAUGACGUUUAUGCGGCAAACGUCAAAACUUUA